This is a messenger RNA of Haliotis rubra (blacklip abalone), 1185 nucleotides long. RefSeq lists its product as uncharacterized. The transcript has a single exon. The coding region runs from base 13 to 1110 and encodes 365 amino acids. The record is from RefSeq and is a predicted model, not a curated record. NCBI's taxonomy places the organism in Eukaryota, Metazoa, Mollusca, Gastropoda, Lepetellida, Haliotidae.
UCGAAUUACUCGAUGGGAAUAAUGGACGUCCAUGCAGAGGUUGAUACAAAAACAUUUGGGAGGAAAACGGUCAUUCUGAUUGUGUUUGUUGUGAUAAUCACAAUAUGGUUAUCUACACACAAUGAACUGAAAGACAGGGUAAAUAAAAUACUGAAAAAUCAAGAUGUCUACCAUGUAAUCAGAGCACGAUUUGAUCAUCUUAAUUUCAACGUUCAACAAGUCUCCAGAACCAGCCCUGAAUACAAGGAUGAAUUUGAACGCCUGUCCUUGACGAAUGUGUCCAGAUUUUCCACACCCUGGCGAAUUCAUGACCUUGUAUUUCAUGAAGGUAAAUCUCCUGUUCUUGUCAAAGGAAACAUGUACUUCACUGAAAAUCAAAGCAGAGACAUUUUCUUCAAAUACCUCAAAGAUUUCAAUUUUUACCAACCAGUGAUGACCAUCGAGGAUCGGAUAUCACUUAUGCAGACUCUAGAAGUGUUUGAGCACGUGUGUCAUAGCAACGGUAUACGUCACUUUCUGUUUGGUGACACCUUGCUUGGUUUGUAUCGGCACCAGGGAUUCGUUCCUUGGACAGGAAGUGCUCAUGUUUGUGUACGCGAAUCGGAUUGGUUGAAAUUACAUUCUUCUCUGACUGUCUUACCACAGUUCAACAUUGACGUUUUUCAGAACAAUCGGUGGACGUUUUAUUUCAGGGAAUAUCAGGCUAACCAUCCCGAUCAAUUUCCAUAUUUGGAUAUUUCCUUCUUUAACGAAGACAUCUCCCAUAUAUGGUCAGUAAGUCCCUCAGCAAUGCCUUUGUUUCUGUAUAAGAAAAGUGAAGUUUUCCCUUUGCAACGGCAACCCUUUGAACAUUUGUUUCUACCAGUUCCACGUAAUCUGGAAUUCAUUCUCAAAGAAUUUUACGGGAAUAUGACGGAUGACUGCCAUUCGGAUAACUUUCUUGUUGACAGUUACAUUAGACAGAACACUCACACCUAUGUUAACUUGCCAUGCCAGUUUUUGCAUGCCGUCUACCCGUUUGUAUUUCGCAACACAUCACGUGAUCCCCUUACUGAAAUUUUGAUGGUAGGCGAAACUGUGUUCAAGAAAAGAAAAGAUCCACAUACCUAAAAUAAAGCAUUAAUAUUCAACACGAAGUUUGUGCAUGAAUGGAUCCGAUGUCACAGUAUUUACAUCUCCUAUUUG